Messenger RNA from Achroia grisella, 637 nucleotides. Its product is annotated as nuclear factor interleukin-3-regulated protein-like. The record is from RefSeq and is a predicted model, not a curated record. Gene Ontology annotation, molecular function: RNA polymerase II cis-regulatory region sequence-specific DNA binding; DNA-binding transcription factor activity, RNA polymerase II-specific. Gene Ontology annotation, cellular component: nucleus. Gene Ontology annotation, biological process: regulation of transcription by RNA polymerase II. Bases 48 to 611 code for a protein of 187 amino acids. NCBI's taxonomy places the organism in Eukaryota, Metazoa, Arthropoda, Insecta, Lepidoptera, Pyralidae. The transcript is spliced from 4 exons.
ACUAUAAUAAGUUUAGUGGUCACAAAAAGUGUAAGUGUAAUAGUAAAAUGGAUCAAACAGUAUUCCGUUACGACGCGGAUCCUGGAUGCGUCUCUCAGCAGAGUCGGAGUGGUGCUUUGGCUGCGCUCACCCUACUGAGUAGCUACAAUCAGCUACUGGCACCAACUGAUGUGCGUGGUACAUUGGGCGGGCUGCUGUCGGCGCUGCCGCCGCCAUGCCUCGCUGGCUGCUGCCGCUCCCACGCGCCGCUCACCGCGCCCAGCGCGCCCCUACUGAGCCCGGUUUCAUGUGAGGGGGAGGUGUACCGCCGCCGCGGCGAGAAGCGGCCCAUCCCCGCCGAGCUCAAGGACGAGAAGUACUUCGAGCGGCGCCGCCGCAACAACCAGGCCGCCAAGAAGUCACGUGACGCGCGACGCAUGCGCGAGGACCAGAUAGCGUGGCGCGCAUGCGUGCUUGAGCAAGAGAACGCAUCCUUACGCGCGCACAUCGCCGCGCUGAGGCAGGAGGCGCUCGCUCUGCGGGCUCUGCUCACUGCGCAGGCUCCCCACGCCGUGCUCGCUCACCCGGCGUCGCACGCGCAACCCGCUCCUACAUCCACCACCAGCGAUUAGAACAGACUUUCUAACAUAUAAUACUU